This is a messenger RNA of Zophobas morio, 2212 nucleotides long. RefSeq names its product glutamate receptor 3-like. The transcript is spliced from 8 exons. The record is from RefSeq and is a predicted model, not a curated record. The coding region runs from base 1 to 2118 and encodes 705 amino acids. Gene Ontology annotation, cellular component: membrane. Lineage: Eukaryota; Metazoa; Arthropoda; Insecta; Coleoptera; Tenebrionidae. Gene Ontology annotation, molecular function: ligand-gated monoatomic ion channel activity.
AUGACAUAUCUCAAGCUCGACUCAUCCCGAUCUACCAAUCAGUCAAUGACAGGUGUACACGACCAAACCCCCGACUCUAGAUCGUCGUACGCCACAAGCCUUAAUCUGACCUUCUCGUCGUUCCGUUCGUUCUUUUAUAAUUUUGUACAAAGAACAAGUCAAUUUUUGAUGAUGGCGUACUCAAUUCUGAACACUGGUGACUUUUAUUGCGUAGAAUUCACUCAUCUACUCAUGAUCAUCAUGAAUGAAGUCGCGUCUCAAAUAUUCAUCCUGGAUAAAUACCACCCCGGAUAUAUAAGAACUAAAUCAACAAAAAAUGUCACAAAGAAAAUGCUAUUGCUCAAUUCAUACACCAACGUUUUGGUCAACUUAAUUCUAAGAAGUUAUUUCGAUGACCAUCGAUGUCUUCUGAUUUUUACCGACACCGAUCUGGACUACGACGGCCACAUUCCCGCAGUCAGAAUCAAAAUUGCUGAUGGGUGGGUCGACUACGGGCUAAUUUUCCACUACCAUGGGUGCCAAGGCGUAGUCAUUUAUUCGCAAAACCCACAGACAAUUUUCGUGGAAUUUGAAACCCAAAUCCGGCUCAAAAUGGAGAGGUUCAACCGAAGAAGAUUUCUCAUAAUAACUUACAACACUACAACAAAAAUCGAACCAGAGUUCUUCGCUUUGAAAGAACUAGAAUUCGUAAGCGAUCUUCUUCUAGUUCUACCUGACACGGGAGACAAUAUAACCACAUUCGCACUCAAAACCCACAAAUACGUGGGGGCAUCCAACAACAACGAACCUGUUCUUCUAGACAAAUGGUUCACACAGAAUCAGAGUUUCCUGUUUGGUGCUAAUUUGUACCCCGACAAACUCUCAAAUCAGUUAGGGCGACCUUUAAAAAUGGCAACUUUUACCUACGAACCUUACAGCGUCAUCGGACAAAAGGUUGAUAAUCACUAUGGUUCAGAACUGGUGUCCGGGGUUCAAUUCGGUCUCAAAUACAACAUGACCCCCAUCCCCAUCGUCAACGAGAAAGACUACUGGGGCGAAAUUUUCUCCAACUGGUCGGGAAACGGGCUUUUGGGCAACCUCGUGGAAGACAAUGCCGACAUAGGCUUUUCCGCGUUGUACACCUGGGAGAUCUGCUACCACUACCUAGACUUGUCAAAACCCCUAGUACGAACAGGGAUCACGUGUCUGGUACCAGCCCCCAAGUUGGCUGCUCGUUGGCUCACCCCUCUUUUUUCGUACGCGCCGGAACUAUGGCUCUACAUUAGUAUCGUCUUCAUCGCAUCCAUUCUCAUUCUAUCUCUGAUUCUGUUGUGGUACCACCACAAGUCCGACCAAAAGCCAGAAAAGUACCCACACUUCGUCGCACUUGCGGUCAAAAUCGUCCUAAAACCCGUCUUGCUACAAGCUUUAAACAAAAACGAAAUCCCUCUUGACGUGGCUAGCAAAUUUAUGUUAGCCCUAAUGCUAGUUUUCAGUCUUUUCCUCACUAGUACCUAUAGUAGUGGUUUGGCCACCGUGAUGACGCUACCACGGUACGAAGACUCUAUUGACACCGUUCAAGAUUUCGCCGACAGUGGUCUAGAUUGGGGUGCCACUCAAGACGCCUGGAUCACCUCAAUCCAAAACGCCGAAGAACCCAUCUACGUUCAAAUAGUAAGCAAAUUCCACCCCACGCCUGAAGACGAACUCCACCGACUGUCCAAAACCGGCCAAUUCGCCUUUUCUAUCGAACGCCUCCCUUUUGAAAACUUCGCCGUUGGUGAGUACAUCGACGAAGACACUAUCGGCAAUUUCCACUUAAUGGAGGAAGAUUUCUAUUGGGAGCAGUGCGUUAUCAUGUUGAGAAAAAACUCGGUACUACUCCCAUCGCUUGAUUUGUUCGUUUUGCGGAUUUUUGAGGCUGGGUUGAUUUCGAAGUGGCAAAACACGGCGGUGGAGAUGUCCAUGAACACGGAGGUUCAAAGGGUGGUCAAGUACUACAAGUACCACAUUAUCGAACACGAAGUGGUCAAGUUAAAGUGGAGUCACGUCGAAGGGACUUUUGCGAUUCUGGCUUUGGGUUGUACCGUCAGUUUGGUGGUUUUUGUGGUGGAAUUAAUGUUUCAAAGGGAGAAGUAGUACCGAUUGAUGCAAAAAUGAAGUUAUGUUUUUAAUAUUAGUGCUUCUGCAUAGUUUCGCUUAUAGCUUGGAUAACUAUAUUUUUACAAUCAAA